This is a messenger RNA of Drosophila ficusphila, 699 nucleotides long. RefSeq names its product 39S ribosomal protein L54, mitochondrial (gene mRpL54). Gene Ontology annotation, molecular function: structural constituent of ribosome. The transcript is spliced from 3 exons. The record is from RefSeq and is a predicted model, not a curated record. NCBI's taxonomy places the organism in Eukaryota, Metazoa, Arthropoda, Insecta, Diptera, Drosophilidae. Gene Ontology annotation, cellular component: mitochondrial large ribosomal subunit. Bases 129 to 527 code for a protein of 132 amino acids.
CAUAAUCACAUUUACGUUUCGCAGAUUAUACAACAAAACGCUGCCUAAUUUUAAAUAAGUCGGAUUAAUUCGACAAUUAUUUGUCAAUUAAAGUGACGAUUAAAAAGUAAAUAAAGACGGCAACAAAGAUGAGCACCUUUACGUCGGUUUUUCAAAUGCUGAGGCAGCGAUUGAUAGCCCCAGCAAUAGGAAACUGCACACGUUUCUAUGCCGUCAAGCCGGUGGCAGCAGCUGGCAAGAAGAAAAAAUUGGGAAAGCUUGGUCCCAUUGUGGAGAAGAAAAUCAUUCCCGUGGAAACGGAUGCCAACAAAUUAGUAAACUAUGUGUGCGGUAGCAACUAUUUGAAAACGGGAGAGGAUGUCAAGAUUAAACCAGACUCGGAGUACCCCGACUGGCUGUGGUCCCUGAACACGGAACGCAUAAUCCCGCUGGACGAACUGGAUCCCAACAGCAAGCAGUAUUGGAGACGAUUGAGGAAACUGGCACUGCGGCGUAACAACCAGCUCUCCAAGCUCAAGAAGUUCUAGAGUCCGUAGAACUCUGGUGUUAUUGUUGCCUUUGGAGACUGGAGAACCGACCCUGAAAUCGCACCAUGUUGUUUGCCAUGCUCUUCUGAGCAACAAGUGUGCAAAUACUAUGUUUUCUGCUAAAAACAAACCGCAAAUACAUAUUACAACGUCUUACACUCCUUAUCAAAAA